UCAUAUUCAAACUGGGUUCAGGGACAGUUUCCUGCAGCUCUGCUCUCAGAUCCACCAUGAAGCUGUAUGCGAUCGCCUUCCAGUGUGCUCUGUUCACACUGGUUGAACAGGCAACUCGGCAUGAUAGCUGUGUGUGUGAGUUGACAAAUUCAGAGCAGAGAUUCCCUCAUGACAAACUCAGCACAGUGGAAGACAAUGCAUCAGAAUGCAAUAGCAACAUCACCUCACAGAAGACCAUGGAGCUGGAGAGUCUGCUGCUGGGUUUGGAGCGACGCCUGCCCCAGCUGCAGGAAGAUGUGGCAAUACUCGAGAGGGAGAAUGAUGGAGAACUUUAUGGAGCUCUCAGCCUGCAGGUGAUAGAGAAUGAAAUGAGGGAUAUCAUGCAGCUCAUCGAGAAGCUCAACAGCACCACCCUGGGACACCAGCGACUCAUAAGUGACACCACCCAAAAGGUCGAGGACCUCAAAGCCGAGAUGGAACAGCUGGAAAAGUAUGACACCAUGCAGGUGGUGAAGAGACAAGAAGCUAGCAAGCUUCUGCAAAGGGAACUGGGCCAGUGCUUGAAAGGACUUUACCCCACCAGCCAACCGACUCAGCCUCCACAUGGUGGCUGUCCCCAUGGUCAGUUUGUGAACAUCACUGAGCCCGAUGUGAACACACUAUCAGAGUAUGGUAACUCCCACAAGUAUGGAGCCUGGGGUCAGGAUCCCAAACCGGAGGCAGGGAAGGAGAGAUGGUAUUGGCUGGUAGUGAUGACUUCCGGCAACAGAUACUCAAACUAUGUCCGUCGCUACUCCAGCAAGAGCUCUCUCAUUGCUGGGGUGAGCGUCCCAGGUAAUGUCCAGAUCCACUCCACUAACCCAACCACCAACACUAUCCAGGGUCCUAAUGUGGUUAUGUAUGGAGAGGCCCUGUACUACAACUGUUACAACCAAGAUGCUGUUUGUCGAUUCAACCUCACCACCAAAACGGUUACCACCUUACAACUACCUAAAGGCACCAGAUUUAACUCAAAGGGUAACUUCUGCCAUCUUGAGGAAUGCUACCCAUUCACUGACAUGGACCUGGCAACAGAUGAGUCUGGUGUAUGGGUGAUCUACACCACCACCCAGGACUUUGGCAACCUGGUGCUGUCCAAGGUGGAGGAGGGUGAACCGCUGAGUCUUGGCCAAACCUGGCACACCUCGGUCUACAAGCAGGCAGUGACCAACACCUUCAUGGCUUGUGGCGUGCUCUAUGCCACACGAUAUGUCAACAAGGGCACAGAGGAGAUCUUCUAUUCUUUUGACACUGCGACAGGGGCAGAGAGGUUCAACAUCGGCAUCUUCAUCUUCAAGAUGGCUCCCAACAUUUAUGCCCUGAAUUACAGCCCUGUGGACCAGAUGCUUCACGCCUAUAGUGAUGCCUACAUGGUCUCGUAUAAGGUUUUGUUUGAGUAAUGCUGACAACAUUUUCCAUAAA
Molecule: messenger RNA, 1461 nt
Organism: Monopterus albus (swamp eel)
Lineage: Eukaryota; Metazoa; Chordata; Actinopteri; Synbranchiformes; Synbranchidae
Product: olfactomedin-4-like
Exons: 7
Coding region: 57-1439 (460 amino acids)
Biological process (GO): signal transduction
Source: RefSeq, a predicted model, not a curated record